AUGACUUCAGCUUCCGAACCACCAUCGUCACCUCUCGCAACAGAGCCCGGCAAGGGCAACCGCCCAUCACCAAGAAGCCACAUUCGCAUAGCACGCCCGUCUCGAUCUCUUGCCGCUGCCGAAAAGUUCUGGAAGGACGGACUAGGCUUGCAUGUGCUCUGGCGUUCUGGGCCCCCGGAGCAUGUUGAAGGUGGUCAUGAGCUCCUCAUGUUAGGUUGGCCAGGCGCAUCAUGGCACCUAGAACUUGUUCAGGUAUAUGAACAGGACGGUGUGGACAUGCAGCCACGCCCAACGGAGGAGGAUCUCCUUGUGAUUUAUCUAGAUGGACCGGUUGAUCCUGCCGUGGUCAGUACCUUGGUCGAUGCGGGAGGGAAGCGGUUGGAAGCGCCGAAUCCGUACUGGAAUACUUGGGGUGUCACCCUUGAGGAUCCAGAUGGCUAUCGACUGGUGCUGUGCAAAAGGGAAUGGAGUAACUAA
This is a messenger RNA of Penicillium cataractarum, 477 nucleotides long. Its product is annotated as VOC family protein. The transcript has a single exon. The record is from RefSeq and is a predicted model, not a curated record. Bases 1 to 477 code for a protein of 158 amino acids. Lineage: Eukaryota; Fungi; Ascomycota; Eurotiomycetes; Eurotiales; Aspergillaceae.